AUGCCUCUUAAAACUCCGCAGCUGAACACAGUGACAUACGGCACUGCAUGUGCACCUUACUUAAGCACCCGGUGCCUGGUUCAGUUAGCAAUGGAAUGUUCUGAUCCUGUCGUGUCUAAGGAAGCUACAGAAUCUGACUCUCAUAAUUUGUCAAAAGAGUCAAGUGUACUGGGAGUACUGUGGGCACCUAGUACUGACACUCUCAGAUUCGAAAUAAACAUAAACAAAGAUGAACAUAAAGUCACCAAACGCAUAAUUCUAUCGAAUACCUGGCACUUCCUCAUCGGGCGGCCGCUGACGUCACUACCAAGCCCGCAGAAGCCUGAAAACAUGAAGAUUCGCACAAGUCCGGAAAAACCAUCUACAUUAACGUACGCUAAAGUGGUGAAAUUAGUGAAGGAUCACUUGGAACCCGUGCCAUCGGCGUUAGCAGAACGUUAUAAGUUUCGGCAAUGCAGACAACAAAAUGGCCAAUCCAUUGCCGAGUACGUGGCCACGUUAAAACAAAUGGCGAGGUUUUGUGACUUCAGUAGCGUGACUAACGGGCUAGAAGAGAACCUCCGGGAUCAACUAGUGUGCGGGAUUACCAGUGACGCAAUUCGACAGAGGUUAUUUGCAGAUAAAAAACUCGAAUACAGUAAAGCGGUACUGAUAGCGACUACAAUGGAGUCGGCGGAGAAAGAUUCUAGUGCGGUGGAAUCUACGGCGAUAGGAAUGCACUACAAUGCCAGCCAAAGUGGAAAAAAACUGUGUACAGCGUGCGGCGACACUAGACAUGAGCGUUCCGCGUGCAAAUUUAAGGAUUACGUGUGCGACACGUGUUCACGUGUCGGUCAUCUACGGCGUGUGUGUCCCGAAAAGGAGGGGCACAAAGCUAGGGCAAGACCAGGAGCGACCAAGAGUUGGGGAACCAGUCAGGAGUACGCAAGUGGCUCGGGAGGCCGCGGCUAUAACGAGAGGGCGUUGACCGGCCGGGGAGGCAGCACGGCCGGCAGGAGGCGGCGAGGCGCGCGCUCGGGCGCGGCGCCCGCGCGCCAGCACUGCAUCCGGGAGCACCCCGGGCCGGCCGAGGACGCCAGCUGGCGGGGCGACGGCGGCGAGGGCGCGGGCCCUAGCCGACCCACGGACAGCGACGACGAAUGGCCGAUAUAUCAAAUGGGACUGAGUCAAUAUCCACCGGUUUAA
Molecule: messenger RNA, 1185 nt
Organism: Cydia fagiglandana
Lineage: Eukaryota; Metazoa; Arthropoda; Insecta; Lepidoptera; Tortricidae
Exons: 5
Coding region: 1-1185 (394 amino acids)
Source: RefSeq, a predicted model, not a curated record